AUGCUGGAACCGAGGAGCGACAAUGGACCUCAUGUGAAGCAUCUUACAGCCACCGUCGGAACAGAAUCAUCUAAACAGCGCGUUGAGGAAACUUUCGACGCGAGUCUACAUCGUAUCACAGUUCUCACAAAGCAGGAGAACGUACGUGCAAUCCAAGAUGCGAACAUUGUCUUCCUGGCAAUGAAACCAAUCAAGCGCGCUGAAGUUUUCGCGGAGCCAGGUUUCAAAGAGACCUUGCGAGGUAAAUUUAUCGUCAGCAUUAUGGCAGGAAUUACCACGAAAGAGGUGGAGCGUUUAGUCCUUGGAGGCGAACCAUCGGACAGUGAGACACCAAUCCAAGCUGUCCGCGCAAUGCCUAACAUGGCUGCCAGAAUCCGAGAAGCUGUGACACUUUGGACGGGAAGCAUCGGGACUACGAAACGCAAUUUGAAAAUUGCAUCCUGGAUAUUUAGUCAAGUCGGAGAGGCGUAUGAAAUCCCAGAGGGGUCUUUUGACAUUUGCGCUGUGCUAGUGGGUUGCGCGGGUUCUCUACUGCUCCUCGCAAUCGACGGACUGUUGGAUGCAGCCGUUGCCGAAGGCGUUCGAAGACCGGAAGUGCAAAAUCUUGUUGUGAACAGUGCCAUUGGAAUGAUGAAACUUGUCCCUGCAGGCGACCACCCUGGCGUUCUACGGGAGAAGAUCGCAUCUCCCGGUGGUUGCUCCAUUCGGGCUCUUUUGGAACUUGAGAAACUGGGUGUUCGUUCAGCAUUCACUACUGCUAUCCUAGCAGCAGCUGAAAAGUCGAAAAGUAUGUCAUCAUCUUAG
Molecule: messenger RNA, 804 nt
Organism: Penicillium cosmopolitanum
Lineage: Eukaryota; Fungi; Ascomycota; Eurotiomycetes; Eurotiales; Aspergillaceae
Product: pyrroline-5-carboxylate reductase family protein
Exons: 1
Coding region: 1-804 (267 amino acids)
Biological process (GO): L-proline biosynthetic process
Molecular function (GO): pyrroline-5-carboxylate reductase activity
Source: RefSeq, a predicted model, not a curated record